AUGGAGAGUCUUCCUGACAACAUCAGCUCCCCCGAGCCCCUCCUGACUCCAGACCUGACUAACUGCAGCGCCUGGAAGCAGCGGUGGGGGGCGCCACACUUGCACAGGUUAGGUCACCUGGAUCUGCAGCUGUACCAAGACUUCUACACCGUGUGGGUCUCUCUUAUGGUGUGUAACUGUCUCAUGCUGGUGGUCGGUGUUGCGCUCAACUCUUUGGCUCUCUACGUCUUCUGCGGGGCCUCCACCCACUCCUCAGCCUCUGUGGUUUACACUAUGAACUUGGCCGUAGCCGACCUGCUGGUGGCGCUGUCACUGCCCGCUCGCAUAGCCCUGUAUCACAGCGGAGGGAGCUGCCUGGCUUGCUCCUACAUCCACACCUUCAGCUACUUCGUCAACAUGUACUGCAGCAUCCUGUUUCUGACCAGUAUCUGUGUAGAUCGAUACCUCGCUGUCGUCCACUCGUCCGGAACCCUCCAUCGAUGGAGGACCACAGGGGCGGCCAGGUGUGUCAGUGCCGCAGUGUGGUUCAUAGCAGUGGUGGUCACCUACUCUUUUCAGACCACGGCAUUGGGGUUCAGCUCCUCCUGCAUGCUCCUCCCCGCCCUCUUCUACCUCACCAUCCUGGAGUUCGCCCUCCCCCUCCUCACUGUGGUGGUCUUCACCCUGCGCGUCGCCUGUUUCCUCACCUCCAGCCACGGCCUGAUGCAGCAGCAGAGCAGGGUGAGGAGGGCCCGUGCCGUAAGGCUUUUGGCCGCGGUCCUCGUGGUUUUCACCGUGUGCUUCACGCCCUUUCACGUCCGCCAGGUGCUGGUUUACUUCUGGGUCAGAGAUGGUGGGAAGGGGCUGGGCCAGGGGGCGGGGCACGUGCUGGCCUAUCACAUCACGGUGACCCUGAGCAGUCUCAACAGCUGCCUGGAUCCAGUGGUUUACUGCUUUGUGACGGACAGCUUCAAGAGAGUGUGGAGGACGAGGAGGAGGGGAGGGACAGAGGGGGAGGCCGGGCAGACGAGUGGUGGCGGGGGAGAAGGGGAGAGGAACUCGGUGAAUAAAUGUUCAGGGGCGGUGCUGGCGAUAGCUCACAGUGUGGCCACUCUCACCCUCACCAGCAGGCCCCUUUCUGCAGCCAGCGUGGACCAGUCUGAUUAGACCGGUGGAACCCCCCCCCAUACCUGUGGAUGGAAGAGUCCAGAGAGACAGUGGAAACUCAAACACAAAUUUAUCUUUAAGAUGAACAAAACAACACUUCAGUGGGGGCACCCCUCCAUCCAUCUUCAUCCCUCUAUCUCUCCAUGUUUUCACCUUUGCAUCCCUCUGACAUCUGACAGCCCAUUAAAGGGGGGGGUCACAAAAUGAGGACCGGACAAAAUGUCCUCACUCCGUUGGUUGUAGACUCAAACUGGUCCUCACAAAGAAGCUGUAGAAGAGCAAACACACACACACACACACACACACACCUUCCUUGAGUUUAGGUCUGUCUGGGGACCUUGGAUGGGGUGGUUUGAUGCGAGGCCCCUUAGGUCCCUUUUUUCACCG
This is a messenger RNA of Hippoglossus stenolepis (Pacific halibut), 1533 nucleotides long. Its product is annotated as G-protein coupled receptor 20. The transcript has 4 exons. NCBI's taxonomy places the organism in Eukaryota, Metazoa, Chordata, Actinopteri, Pleuronectiformes, Pleuronectidae. Bases 1 to 1146 code for a protein of 381 amino acids. Gene Ontology annotation, cellular component: membrane. Gene Ontology annotation, biological process: positive regulation of Rho protein signal transduction; phospholipase C-activating G protein-coupled receptor signaling pathway. Gene Ontology annotation, molecular function: G protein-coupled receptor activity. The record is from RefSeq and is a predicted model, not a curated record.